Messenger RNA from Lepisosteus oculatus (spotted gar), 3292 nucleotides. It is a transcript of the gene alox5a, whose product is annotated as arachidonate 5-lipoxygenase a. Gene Ontology annotation, cellular component: nuclear envelope. Gene Ontology annotation, molecular function: iron ion binding; arachidonate 5-lipoxygenase activity; protein binding. Gene Ontology annotation, biological process: linoleic acid metabolic process; hepoxilin biosynthetic process; lipoxygenase pathway. The record is from RefSeq and is a predicted model, not a curated record. Lineage: Eukaryota; Metazoa; Chordata; Actinopteri; Semionotiformes; Lepisosteidae.
AUCAUUUGUACUAGACAGCACAGUCAAUUAGACAGCUUCAGGGGAAUAGAGGUGGUCAGUUUAAAACCCCAAAUAUUGAGUCUGUCUGAAAUAGUCUCCACUGAGAGAGUGACUUUCAUUUCGAUUUUGUGAUGCCUUCCUACACUGUGACUGUGGCAACCGGUAGCCAGUGGUUUGCUGGUACAGAUGAUUAUAUUUAUCUGACUCUUGUGGGAACUGAAGGAUGCAGCGAGAAGACUUUGCUGGAUAAACCACUCUAUAAUGACUUUGAAAGAGGAGCUGUUGAUUCCUACGAUGUGAAUGUGACAGAGGACCUGGGUGAAAUUCAGCUGGUAAAGAUUGAGAAACGGAAGUACUGGGUGCACGAUGACUGGUAUUGCAAAUACAUCACUGUCAAAACCCCAGGUGGGGAGUACGUGGAGUUCCCCUGCUACAGAUGGGUUACCGAUGACAAAGAGAUCGUCCUUAGAGAUGGAAAAGCACGAUUACCCCAGAACGAUAAAACAAGGCUGGCCAAACAGCACAGACGCAAAGAACUUGAAACGAGACAAAAGUUGUACAGGUGGAAAGAAUGGCACCCAGGUUUCCCUAUGAGUAUAGAUGCCAAUGCGCAUAAAGAGCUUCCUCGUGACAUUCAGUUUGAUAGUGAGAAGGGAGUAGACUUCAUCCUUAACUACACAAAGGCGAUUGAGAACCUCUAUGUCAAUCGGUUCAUGCAUAUGUUCCAGUCUUCUUGGAGUGACUUUGCUGACUUUGAGCGGAUCUUUGUGAGGAUUAGCAACACAAUCUCAGAGUAUGUCAUGCAGCACUGGCAGGAGGACUUCAUGUUUGGAUACCAGUUCCUGAAUGGCUGCAAUCCUGUCAUCAUCAAAAAAUGCACAGCGUUGCCAGAAAAGUUCCCCGUCACUCAUGAAAUGGUUGAGCUCUGCCUGGAGCGAAACCUCACUCUGGAGGAGGAGAUAAAGGAAGGCAAUGUUUACAUUGCUGAUUAUGAAAUGCUGGAAGAUGUAACACCGAACUCUACAGAUCCCUGCACCAUUCAGUAUUUGGCGGCUCCCAUUUGCCUACUUUACAAGAAUUCUGAGAACAAAAUUCUUCCAAUCGCCAUUCAGCUGGGUCAAAUUCCAGGGGAAAACAAUCCAAUUUUCCUACCAAGUGAUGCUAAAUAUGACUGGAUUCUGGCAAAGAUCUGGGUGCGAUCUUCUGAUUUCCACAUUCACCAAACUGUCACACAUCUCCUCCGGACACAUCUCAUUUCAGAAGUUUUCGGAAUCGCCAUGUUUCGCCAGCUUCCUGCUGUCCACCCCAUCUUCAAGCUUCUCAUUCCCCAUGUGCGCUUCACCAUUGCCAUCAACACCAAGGCUCGAGAGCAGCUCAUCUGCGAGUGCGGACUCUUUGAUAAGGCCAAUGCUACAGGUGGAGGGGGCCAUGUUCAGCUGGUGCAGAGGGCCAUGAAGGAUUUCACGUAUCAAUCCAUGAUCUUCCCUGAAGCCAUAAAACUCAGAGAAAUGGAAAGUCAGGAAGAGCUCCCCUAUUUCUUUUACCGAGACGAUGGGAUGAGAGUCUGGGAAGUAGUCAAGAGGUUUGUGACGGAUGUUGUGAACAUCUACUAUGACAGCGAUGAGUCAGUUCAGAAUGAUGAGGAGAUACAAGCCUUUGUGAAGGAUGUAAGCGUCUUUGGGAUGCAGGACACCGAAAAUUCAGGGUUCCCGAAGACCAUUAAGACACUGGAGAAACUGAUUGAGUAUUUGACCGUUGUGAUCUUCACCGCCUCAGCACAGCAUGCUGCUGUCAAUUUUGGGCAGUACGACUGGUGCUCCUGGAUUCCGAAUUCCCCCCCUACCAUGCGCCGCCCACCACCCACCGAGAAGGGCGUCACGACGAUUGAGUUUAUCAUCGAGUCUCUUCCUGACCGUGGCCGAUCCUGCUGGCACCUAGGGGCUGUCUGGGCCCUCAGCCAGUUUCAGGAAAAUGAAUUAUUUUUAGGCAUGUACCCAGAUGAACACUUUAUCGAGAAACCGGUGAAGCAGGCCAUGGCGAGAUUCCGGAAGAACUUGGACGAGGUUGCCAGCAUCAUCAAGGAAAGAAACAAAAACAAGAAACUGCCCUACUAUUACUUUUCACCUGACAGGGUCCCAAACAGUGUUGCGGUUUAACUUGUCGAAGAGAACCCAGGGCUUGGCUAUUCCAGUUGAGUAAAAGAGCUUAAUAUUAUGUUUGGAAAAAAACGAAAUCCUUGUCUUGCUUUUUCAAUGGAUUGUUUUCGUCGUAUAUAUUUUAAAAGGUAAUCAGGAGACUCUUGUAAUUUAUUCUUUAUUGAUCUUUAAUGAUGAAGAGUGGGAUUUUUUCAUUGGAAAGUUUAUAGCUUCCUACUGGCUUUAAAAAAAGAUCUAUGCAUAAAUUAAAUUUUACUAUGGAACGGGGACUAAAAUUUACCCCACUGGGCACAAGUUCUCAAGGGGAAAAUGUUUAGAACUGCGAUAUACUAAGGACCAAAAUUGAGAUAUUCCUCCACUUCACAUACUGUACAUAAAGCUUGCUUUAUAUCCUGAGGGAAACCAAAAGUACAAGAUUCUCUCACAUUUCUCUUUCUAAACAAUCCAGUUUUUGUGGGUGCGGGGAUGCACUGAGCUGUUUUCUGGUGUCUUACAGCAGUCCUGCUUUCAUUGAACUGUUUGGCUUAGAGUUAGGUUUGAACAGUUUGUUUAUAACACUGUCUUGAGAAAUUGGAACAGAAUACCAUCAGCAUAGAACUCAGGUGGUCUGUUCCCAAGAUCUUUUUUUUUUAAUUCUUUCAAAGUAAUGCUCAUGUACAAUUUGCUAGAAAGAAGGAUUAGUGAUAGCAAUUCAAUAUAAUCUUAAGUCUGAGAUUCAUUGGUACUGCAAGUGUGAUGCGCAUUUGGCACUAUAUCUGUUUUUUACAUGGCUUUGAAAGCGAAUGGAAUUGUAUGCGAUUGUCUAUGAGACACAUUUAAAAUGCUAUUAACCCCUUGAAAGGCAUUAGUCAGUUGUGGAGAAAUGUUUUGGCAAACACCACAGGUUAACAAAAUACAUGUAUAAAUUAAUAAAAACUUAACCCUGCAUGCAUAGCCAUUUAGUCUCACUCAGAUAUGUUUACAAGUGAAGAAUUGUAUUUGAUUAUUGGUGCAGUGAUCAGUGAUUUGUAUGCUUUGCAGUGUCUUGUUCCUACAAACCAAUGUAUUAACAUAAAACAAUUGUUGAAAUGUACAUUUUCUCUCUCUUUUAUUAUAAUGUAUAUCCAAUAAAUUCAAUUCAGCACUCUUUAAGAGAA